CUGAACAGACCCAUCCGAAAGCGCUUACAAAGGGUAGAGGCGAGGCGUUUCAUCGAUACCUACCAAGCGAACCAGUCUCACGACGGUUCGCUGUUGAGGCUCGCGCAGUUGGACUUCAACAUCGUCCAGCAGCAGCAUCAGGAGGAGCUACGUGGGAUCCAGGAGUGGUGGGGAAGUUUGGACGUGACGACCAACUUUCCGUAUGCGCGAGACAGAAUUGUGGAGUGUUACUUUUGGAUCAUGGGAGUGUACUUCGAGCCUAAGUAUCGCCUGGCUAGGAGGUUGCUCACCAAGUUCAUAGCAAUCAUGUCUCUAACGGACGAUACUUACGAUAACUAUGCUACGGCUGAACAGCUGGAAGUUCUCACACAGGCAAUUGAGAGGUGGGACAUCAAUCUCAUAAGUGGACUUCCAGGGUCCAUCAAGAUGCUCUAUGGCUUAUUUGUGUACAUUUUCGAUGAAUUCGAACAGGCGGUUUCAGGAGAAGGAAGGUCUUUCGGUGUACGCUACGUUAAAAGAGAACUAGACAAUGCCCUCAAGGCGUUCCUAAUGGAGGCCAGGUGGAGGGAUGCAAACUACUUCCCGAAGCUAGAAGAGUACAUGCAAGUUUCACUGGGAAGCACCUGCUAUUCCUUGCUCGCUGCGGUUUCCUUCAUCGGCAUGGCUGGAGCCGACGCCGCCACAGAAGAGGCCUUUCAGUGGAUCUCCGGUGAACCUCAGAUGCUCGUCGCCUCCUCAACCGUCUGCAGGCUAAUGGAUGACAUCCAUCCAGAGUAUCGCCGGAACCUAGCUAUGUCGUCUGUGCCACAGUUGAUCGCCUCUGCGGGAGCUCCUAAACAAGGAACAGCACCGCCGGCGUUUGGGCCUGCGGCUGCGGCUGCUACUUAUCUUCCCACUUUGUGGGUUGAUCAUGAUUUCCUCACCCUCAAGUGUGAGCAUGCAUCAACGGUUGAACUUCAACAUGAAGAGUUGAAAAAACAAGUAAGAAAGAUGUUGAACUCUACUGCUGCAACAGUCGAUCAAGCUUGUCAGAAAUUGCGAUUAAUUGACGCUGUUCAGCGCUUAGGUCUGGGUUACCACUUCGAGAGUGAGAUCGAAGCUGAGUUAUCGAACAUGAUGAUGUCGUCGUCUCCCGUUUCCGAAUCCGUUGCUAAUGAUCUCAACUCAGCUGCCCUCUGGUUCCGUCUCCUCAGACAACAGGGCUUUCAUCAUUUCAAGGAUGGAGAAGGGAACUUCAAGUCCUCAUGGGUCUCUGACGUGCCAGCAAUGCUGAGCUUGUACGAAGCAUCGUUUUUGGCCAUACCGGGAGAAGAUGUCUUGGACCAGGCACUGGCCUUCACUACCCAAAACCUAAUCGGCUCAUCAUCAUCAUCGGCGGCGGAGAUUACGAGCUCGACGAAGCUGGCAGAAGAAGUAAGCUUUGCCCUGAACAGACCCAUCCGAAAGCGCUUACAAAGGGUAGAGGCGAGGCGUUUCAUCGAUACCUACCAAGCGAACCAGUCUCACGACGGUUCGCUGUUGAGGCUCGCGCAGUUGGACUUCAACAUCGUCCAGCAGCAGCAUCAGGAGGAGCUACGUGGGAUCCAGGAGUGGUGGGGAAGUUUGGACGUGACGACCAACUUUCCGUAUGCGCGAGACAGAAUUGUGGAGUGUUACUUUUGGAUCAUGGGAGUGUACUUCGAGCCUAAGUAUCGCCUGGCUAGGAGGCUGCUCACCAAGUUCAUAGCAAUCAUGUCUCUAACGGACGAUACUUACGAUAACUAUGCUACGGCUGAACAGCUGGAAGUUCUCACACAGGCAAUUGAGAGGUGGGACAUCAAUCUCAUAAGUGGACUUCCAGGGUCCAUCAAGAUGCUCUAUGGCUUAUUUGUGUACAUUUUCGAUGAAUUCGAACAGGCGGUUUCAGGAGAAGGAAGGUCUUUCGGUGUACGCUACGUUAAAAGAGAACUAGACAAUGCCCUCAAGGCGUUCCUAAUGGAGGCCAGGUGGAGGGAUGCAAACUACUUCCCGAAGCUAGAAGAGUACAUGCAAGUUUCACUGGGAAGCACCUGCUAUUCCUUGCUCGCUGCGGUUUCCUUCAUCGGCAUGGCUGGAGCCGACGCCGCCACAGAAGAGGCCUUUCAGUGGAUCUCCGGUGAACCUCAGAUGCUCGUCGCCUCCUCAACCGUCUGCAGGCUAAUGGAUGACAUCUUGGAGCAAGAAAGGAAUCACAUCCCGUCGGCCAUCGAAUGUUACAUGGAGAAACACAAGGUGGCGGAGGAGGCGGUGGUGGUGGAGCUUUUCAGGGAGCGAGUUGCUGAUGCGUGGAAGGACAUAAACAAGGAGUUCAUGAGGCCGACGGCGGUGGCUGCGCCGCUGCUGGAUCGGAUUCUGAACUUGACGAGGGCGAUUGAUGUGAUCUACAAGGACGCUGACACCUACACCGACUCAUAUUUGCUCAAGGACCAUGUCGUCUCCAUCCUCAAGGAACCCGUCCGUCUCCAUUAGUGUCUGAGGAGCAUGCAUGU
This is a messenger RNA of Linum tenue, 2507 nucleotides long. Lineage: Eukaryota; Viridiplantae; Streptophyta; Magnoliopsida; Malpighiales; Linaceae. The record is from the annotation of a GenBank genome assembly.